AUGAGUGCAAAUGCUUUUAUAAAUCCUAAGUUGUUAGGAAAAAAGGGUAUAUUUGAAUUUAAAUUUUUUGAUAUUCGUUUUUAUAAUAAUUUGAAAAGAUACUUGUAAUUAUAAUUCCAGAAAUAGUUCAUGUUGUUGGAGAUUAAUUUUUAGAAAGUGCAAGCAAUGUUAUAGGAGAUGUAUUUCUUUUGGUUUUGA
This is a messenger RNA of Paramecium sonneborni, 198 nucleotides long. The record is from the annotation of a GenBank genome assembly. NCBI's taxonomy places the organism in Eukaryota, Ciliophora, Oligohymenophorea, Peniculida, Parameciidae.